Diabrotica virgifera virgifera (western corn rootworm) is the source of this 12185-nucleotide messenger RNA. It is a transcript of the gene Fbw5, whose product is annotated as F-box/WD repeat-containing protein 5. Bases 156 to 2051 code for a protein of 631 amino acids. Gene Ontology annotation, biological process: protein ubiquitination. NCBI's taxonomy places the organism in Eukaryota, Metazoa, Arthropoda, Insecta, Coleoptera, Chrysomelidae. Gene Ontology annotation, cellular component: Cul4-RING E3 ubiquitin ligase complex; SCF ubiquitin ligase complex. Gene Ontology annotation, molecular function: protein binding. The transcript is spliced from 8 exons. The record is from RefSeq and is a predicted model, not a curated record.
UCCCGAGAUGCAAGUUAUCAGAAUCAGCUGUUUUUAUUUAUCCAUUUGACGUACAUCAGUUAUUCAGUGGUUAUUCCAAACAUUCACAAUGUGUUUAAAAAUAAUGUGGAAAUUUUAAAGUGGAAAAUAAGAACAAACCUGGGACAAACUUAACAAUGGAAGAUUGCGGUGAAGCAAAAUGGGCAUAUCUACCAUACUUGGCAUUGUACAAAAUAUUUCAACACUUAAAUCAUAAAGAACUUAUUUCUGCUGGUCAAGUGUGCAAAUUGUGGUAUCAAGCUAGUUCUAAUGAUCUCUUGUGGAAAGAGUUAUUCCAUGACAAUUUUAUGAUAGAAAAGUCUAUUCCAGUAGUUGCAGGAAGAACAUGGUACGAAGAAUUCAAGAGAUUAUCCUACAACAUACCCGUCGUACAUACAGAAACAUUAAGCUAUCACAACGAUCAGGUGUUGCACGUGAGUUUUUCCCAUAACGGGAAAUAUUUCGCAACUUGUUCCAAAGAUGGAUAUGUCAUUUUAUGGAGAUCAAAAUAUCCAGCUAAGAAGAAGUACAUUAGGAACAUGAAACAUUUCAAAUGGAAGUACACUCAGUAUUCGCAGUUUAACGAAUCCGAUACUCUUCUUCUCGUGUCCGGAGUUCAUUUUGGCACAACUCACAGUACGUCAGGUGAAAUUGCAGUUUUUAAUUUGAGAAAUUUUGAACUGCAAUGCCGAGUAGUGAACAAGCCUUACGACAUUUUCGGUACUUGGUACAGCGAUCAAUACUUGCUCUCUGGAGACUUACACUGGCUUGCGCAUCUAGUUAGCACGUCGCAUCUGUGGUUGAACAAAGCAUCUCAGGAAGCAGAAUCCGAAUUAGUACCAAUCACGCACUGCCUUUUCCGGUUUUACAACAGAAACGCCAGUUCCAUAAGGGCGAUAAUGAUAGCGAAUUGUCUUCCGAAUUCCGAGAAUGUCGAUGUGGAAAGCAGUGGCGAUGGGGAUGAAAAUCCUCAGCAAGGGACGUCGUCGCAACAUGGAAAUCCUGUUAGCCACAACGAUAUGGCCUGGACACCUUUAGACGUUAGAAGAUCUAUGUACAGUUCCGUGUUGGAUUCAAUGAAAAAAGACUUUCCUCAUCCAAUUUGGUAUAACGAAGAUUACAGAAAGGUUGAAUCUGAAUCGUGGACUGCCAUAGACAGCGAUGAAGAAGUAGAAGACGUAGGGAAUAAACCGACUGAAGAUACUGACGACAACAGUUCAGAAUCAUCGUGUGAUACUGAAACUGAGAGAUUUGUUCAGACUGACAAGUACCUUAUUUUCACAACCGGAUACAAGACGUAUACACCACACCAGAUAGGAUUCAAACGAAUAAAACCGUUCAAAUUUCCCAAGCGAAUGGAACUAGGUCUAAGCUUGAAGGAGCGUUUGAUAUUAUUCGCACAAAGAAAAGAACAAAGCCCCCCUCCCGAUCCGGACUGGUUGGAUUUCGAUCAGGUGGCCGAUAAGUUCGACAAAGUUGAUCAUUUGAUCGAUCUUCAUGGACAUAUAGUCGGGAUGGGAUUGAGCCCAGAUCAAAGAUAUCUCUAUGUAAAUAGCCGAUCUUGGCCGGAAAAUUACGUGAUAAGUAAUCCUUUGGAUCCUCCGCCGAUAGCACAAGAAAUCGACAUUCAUGUGAUAGAUUUAGUGACUUUAAAACAAGUAGGAAAGAUGCUUCGAGCUCACAAGGCAUUCACACCGAAUAACGAAUGUUUCUUUAUCUUUUUGGAUGUGUGUAACGAAUACGUGGCCAGCGGAGCAGAAGAUAAACAUGGAUACCUAUGGGACCGGCACUACGGCGCAUGUCUAGCUAAGUUUCCCCAUCGAGACGUCGUUAACUCCGUAGCUUUCAACCCGAAAGAUUCCGAAAUGUUGGUGACAACUUCUGACGACCACACGAUCAGAAUAUGGCGGUCCAGAGAAAAAGUGAACAGCCUUAAACUGAACGAAGCUGCGUUCCUAAAAGGAAUUGAAAUGAGGAAAGGUAAAGUGGCGAAGAAUAGUCGGAAGAGAUUGAAUAUUUCUCCGGAUAGUUAGUUCAAUGACGAAAGGGGCGAGUUUGUAUGAGUUUUGUUCUAGGUUUUGUAUGGUAUUCCGUCAAAUAUUCGAUACAUUUUAGUCGAUCUAUAUCGGUUUACGUUUGAAGUUUCGAUGGUAUAAGCAAAAAUUCUCGGACUGGAGCCAAAAACUUUUUUUAAUGUUUGGUUUCAAAUAUAUAAGCAGCACUAAUGAUAAUGAUACUUAAAAAAGUUAUAUUGACCAAGAUCUGGUGAAUAUGUUGGCUCAUGCAGUACAGGAAAGCGUUUUAAAAGUGAAAGUUUAUCUACAGACAAGGCAGUAUGAAAUAGAGUUGUUUUACACAUUUUUAUCAAAAAUGCUCUUGAAUCUAACAAGGAUUCAAGGUCUCGUUUUGUUUUUCUUUUUUAUGGCUGUAUAUUAAAAUCCUCUUCUUCCAUAGCUUUUCCCCCUUCAGGUGUCGCUGUUCUUUACUCUUCUUCGCCACUCAUUUCUGUUCAUCGUGUCUUCACCAAUUACCAUUCUUAAAUCUUUUCCAACUCAUGUUGGUUUUCUGCUUAGAAUUUUAAAUUCUUCACUCUUUCUCUCUGUUUGCCUCUAUAUUUAUUGCUCUCUUUUUGUGUCUAUGCAGAUAAAGAAAUUAAUCAAUGUGUAUGAUUAACCUAUUUACAAAUUAUUGUCCAAAAGUUAUUUUUUAUUUUGUAUCAUUACGUAGGUAAGAGCAUUGGACACGCUAAAGAUAAUUGGCAAAAAUGUAGAUUGACACCGAAUUUUUAUUCUCUUUGAUUAUUAAGAACUUUGAAGAUAUUGAACACGGAUUUACACAAACAAAUUUAAAACUGAUGUAAGGAAUCUUGAAGUUUCGAUAGUAUUGGCAAAAAUUUUCGGACUGAAGCCAAAAACGUUUUUUUAUACCGGGUGGUGAAUUGGAACACGGGCCAUAGGAAACUCAAUGUAAAAUUCUAAACUGUUGAAUUCCUGCUUCCCUAAUUAUUUUACAUCAAAACUCAUAAGAAACUAUUUGUAGAGAAUUGAAAUCUGUAUUGAAAACAACUGUUAAUAUUGUUCUACGAACAAUAAUUAUUCAAAAUUUUGUAAAAAUAUAAUACAAUUUUCAGAGAAAUACGCCAAAGUUACGCCACACACAGUGCAAUAAUGUGUAUAAGAUUGCAUUCGGUGACAAUGAAUAUAUUAUAUUAACAAUUUGAACUGUCAAUUUCUUUAUUUAAUCAUUUAUUGUUUAAAACACAAUAAAGUUGAUCAGAUACCCUCAGUUAGGGAGAAAGUAUUAAUAAUACAGAUAUUUUCUUCAGUCGAUAGUGUGCUCACUGUCAGUUAAAUAGUAACGUGUGGCCUAACAUGCCCACACAUACCUACUGCGGUAAAUACAUUAUAUUUUUCAAAAUUUUGGAAUUUGUUUAAAUCGUAGAACAAUUGUAACUUCUGUUUUUAAUACAGAUUUCAAUCCUCUACAAAUAACUUCUCAUGACUUUUGAUGUAACAUAAUUAGGGAAGCAGGAAUUCAACAGUUUAAAAUUUUACAUUGAGUUUCCUAUGGCCCGUUUUCCGAUUCACCACCCUGUAUAUAUUUAGCUUCAAAUAUAUUAUGAGCUGCAGUGAUACUUAAAAAAUUAUCCUGACCAAGAUCUGGUGAUUAUGUUGGCUCAUGUAGCUCAUGUGGUGAGAAACAGAGCAAUCCAAAUAGGGAAUCGUUGUUUCCAAUAAGUACGAGAAUGUCUCAGGCGUCAUUCUCAUAUGCAAAUGAAAUCGUUCCGCGUCAAUUUUCAGUUCGAGGAAAAGAUGAUGAUAUUCCCCUAAAGGGCUUCUUUUCAAAAUUGGAAGCGUCUGAAAACCGUCUGUUGGAUAUAUUACCUAUCAGCCACCACUUGGUGACAGCUGACAUUUCAUCACUAUCAUCCCUUGGAUCACAAAACGUCACAAAAGCAUAAUCUUUUUGUGAUUAAAAUUUCAUCAAACUACUUCACUUGACAGUGCUCCUAGCUCGACUGAGCAGCGCACGUAACCUCCUUGUAGCCCGGGACGUAGUGUCAAAUUUAACCGGAGCAUUUUAGCAUGGCUGUUUUCUUUUUAUUUGGUUAGGUAUUCCAAAGCUUAUUAACAAAUGAUGUGUCAGCUGGCCCAAAACCGGGGAUUUUAGUCAAGAAUAGAUAAAAUAUGAUAGUAGAUGGAAAAACCCUACAACUUAUGUCAAAUAUUUAUCUCCGUGACUUACGUGUAUAAUAGCCAAGAAUACCUAGCUACUGGCUUUCACCCAGACGAGUCGGGUUCAAUUCCUGGCUCUGAAAAUCUUCUUUGUUUUUAAAAUUGACAUUUUUAUUUGAAAAAUAAUUAUUUUUUGAUAAUACCAUGUUUUUAUUAUUUACACGACACAAUAUAAAAAAGUCUGUAUGUCUUUUAUAGAAUCAUAAACUUUGCAUUUGAUCAUAUUUAUUCAGCUGACGCUUUUUUCUUACAAUGUAAAAUUCAUAAAUUAAUGAUUUAUACUUUUUAAUCUUUGCCAAACUACAUAGUUCAAGAAUAUUUUUUUAUUAUUAACUAGCUGACCCGGCAAAUUUCGUACCGCCUUAGAACUAAAAAAUAAUGUUUAAAAGUUAAAUACCAAAACGCAAAAAAAAAAUGCUGAAAAAUAUUGCGUAGACUUUGUUUCUAAUAAACAAUAUUGUUGUUGUGGUGUCUGCGUAAAUAAUGAUUACUUAGAUUGGUCGUAUCAACUCAGAAACCUUCCCGGGUUCAUGUACAACAACUUUGCUUGAGGUCAUCAUAUGAUCAAAUGCAUAGUUUACGAUUCGAUAAGGGGCAUACAGACAAACAUUCAUUUUUAUAUACAGUGAUGAGCGUGCUAAUAACCGGCAAAAUAGCGCAAAAGAUGGGAAACGUAUUAAGUUGUGAGAUAGAAAGAAAUGAAACUAGUGGAGCUGGGACAUUCAGCGAUAUUAACAUAUAAAUUCACAUUAUAUUUAUUGUUUCUCACCUUUACAUGUAUCAGAGGAGUCUGUCAACUAAAACUGUCACUGUGACAGUGGCAGUUGCUAAACUCGUCCGAUACGUCUAAAGGUGGGAAGCAAUCAAUAUAAUGUAAAUUUUUAGGUUAAUAUCGCUAAAUAUCCCAGCUCGACUAGUUUUAUUUCUGUUUAUCUCACCAACUUAAUAGGUUUUCCAUCUUUUGUGCUAUUUUGCCGGUUAUUAGCGCGCUCAUCACUGUAUUAUAGAGAACAAGGAAAUAUUUAGAUUAAUAAGGGGUUGGUGAUAGAAAAGUGAAGAACGUCGGGGGGGGGGGCAACCCCCUUUUCACUUAGAUUGGUCGUACUAACAACUUUGUUUAUUAAGGGUUUCAAUCAUAAUAAUAUCAUAUUAUGAUCAAAUGCAUAGUUUAUGAUUCUAUAAAAGACAUACAGACUUUUUUAUAUUGUGUCGUAUAAACAAUAAGAACGUGGUAUUAUCAAAAAAUAAUUAUUUUUCAAAUCAAAAUGUCAAUUUUAAAAUCAAAAAAGAUUUUCAGGGCCAGGAAUUGAACCCGAGUCGUCUGGGUGAAAGCCAGUAGCUAGGUAUUCUUGGCUAUUAUACACGUAAGUCACGGAGAUAAAUGUUUGACAUAUAUAAGUUUUAGCGUUUUUCCAUCAAGUUUCACAUUUUACCUUUUCUUUUUAAAAUCCCCGGUUUUGAGCCAGCUGACACAUAAUUUGUUAAUAAGCUUUGGAACACGUAACUAAAUAAAAAGAAAACAGCCAGGCUAAAAUGAGCCGGUUAAAUUUAACACUACCUCCCGGGCUAUUGCUAUGUGCUGUCAACAUCGACCGCGAUGUCAUGGAUAUGCCUCAGAUUCACAGUUUACUUUAAUCGAUAUCGACACUCACUUUAUCUUUCCUCGAUAGAGGUCACUAAAGGCAUAUGUUGGUAGAAUAUUUAAAUAUAUUUACCAUCCAGUCGGUGCGUUUUAAUUUAAUUCAGUCUUCUUGCAAAGCCUCUUUGAUAGCAGGUAAACCUAGAAACACGUGUCAGAGGAUGGCAAGAGACUCGGAUUAUAGGGGAGUGCAAUUAGAACGAAAACAUGCAUUGUUUCGAAAAAAUGCAAACAAUCUUAUAUUUUUCUAAAACUUUUUUUGUUAGUUUAUAUACAUGUUAAAGUAAAAAGUUCUACUCGCAGAUUUGGCCGCUAAUUGUUUAAACAAUAACAAUUUUAAAAAUAUUGUUAAAUUCACCAUUAUACUUUGAUCAAAUAUGUUUCUAUUUUGUUUUUGAUUGUGCUGAAUCCGAAUAUGGCAUUGCAAUUUGAAAAUUCUUAUACAGAAGCUCUUAUACAGUGUGUCUGCGUAGCUAGGAACCACAUGGAAAACUUUUCAACGAAAACUUUUCGUUUAUAAAUUUGCAAAAGUCUGUGUGUUAUUGCGUUGCCGCUCCUGCAAUACUUAGAGCAGAUGUGUCGAUGGAUUCUUAUGUAGCUUUGUCUUCUGAAUCCAAAUCUGAAAACGGCAUUUUGAUAUCUCUAACCGUCUUCGAGAUAAUUGACCUCAAAGUCUAAAAUGUGACGUCACAAUCCGGUUAUCUCCUACCAGGCACUAAACGUCAGCUGAAAUCUGUGAUUAGGAAGUAGGCUACUUUUUUAAUCUGAAUUUGUUAGGAAAAGCAAAUGUUAUUAUUUACAUUUGAGUUUGACACUUCGUGAAUGUCAAACAAAAUUUUAAAUUAUUUAGCUAUUAAUAAAAUAUAAAUGAUAUUUUAUACUGAAUUUAAUUAUGAUAUAAAAUAAUAUGUGUAAUGAAUAUAUAAAAAUACAAUUUGAGUAUAUUUUAAAAGCAAUAAUACAUAAUAUUAUACUAAGUAUAUUAAUAAUGAAUCAGUAGAAACGAUCUUAGACAAGGAAAAAAGAGAGGACGGGUAAUACUCAUUUAACACACGUUCCAAACGUGAAGCCAGUUUUUGGUUUGUUUGUCACCAAAAACAUGGCGGUCACGUCAAAAGUAACAAUGGGUUGCCAGUGGUGGGUGUUCGUUGAAGGUUAAAAUUUCAUAAAAAAUAAAGUAAAUCACCAUCUAAAAUCCGUAAUAAAAACAUAUGUAUGUAUUGAAACAUAUGUACGUAAUAUGAUCAACUUAAUAAAACAUUUACCGUACACAAAUUCUUCAUUUUAAAUACAUUUCAUGUUUUUAUUUUAAAUACUCAAUGCAUAACAAUACUUGGCUUCACUUUUGGUCAUAGGAUUACUCGUCCUCUCUCUUUCCUUGUCUAAGGAAACGAUUAUAGACCACACAACCCGAAACACAAGUACGCAAAUACGGUUGCGUGAAGCGUGGCGCAAAGCCGUGGAAUUUACGAGACUCGCUCGGUCUGUAUAUCCAAGUAAAGUUCAUCAGUAAAAAGUGUCUUUAUCAUGUAUGUAUUAUUUAUUUUACAAUAUUGGAAAAUUGUUAUUUCAAAUGUGGUUUGGAAUAAAAAAGUAUGUUCUGAUAUAUGAAAUUACAUCCUUCUAAUGGAAAAAAUAUUUGACGAAUUUUCUCAAAUUAUGGAUACCAACAUCAUUUUCAGUUAUAACUCUUGUAUUUUUAAUUUGACGAAGAAAAGUUAUUAUUCAUAAAAAUCUCUUCUUGGUCUAAGAUUUAUGAUGCAACAAUCAUGAAUCAAAUUUUAUUAAUUUUAUACGAGGUAUGUAAAAAAAUAUGAAUUUCGAGUAAAGUAUCUUUAUAGUUCACAACAUUAAAUUAGAACGAUAUAUUUGCACAUUAAAACAUAAUUUUUAAUUCUGAACAGCUUUUCGGAAUAGCAAUUUUCUAUAUUAUGAAUUUAAAUACGUAUAUAAACAAAGUUUUCGUUAUGAUAAUGCUCGCAUUUUCAGCUUGUUUAUUAUCAAUUUUACGAAAAAAAGUUAUUCUUAAUGAAAUGCUCUGAAUAGUCAAAAAUCUAAAACUCAACCAUCAGAUAUCAAAUUUUAUCAAUUUUACACGAGUUAUGUCAAAAAUAUGAAUUUCGUUAAAGAGUAAAGUACCGUUAUAUUCCAGCAUAUCAAAAAAUGCUAUUAUGAAAAGUUGUUUGAAAUUAGAAACUAUGUCUAAAUAUACAAUUACAUCAUUCUAAUAAAAAAAAAUUUAAAUUUUUUCUCAAAUUACGGAUACUCAUCAUCAUUUUAUUACAAUUAUGAUUAUGAUAACUAUUUUAUUAUCACUUUUACGAAAAAAAGUUAUUUUUCAUAAAAUGCUCUCCCUGGUCUAAAAUCUAAGAUACAACCAUCAGACAUCAAACUUUUUUACUUUUAUACGAGGUAUGUAAAAAAUAUGAAUUUUUCUUAAGAAUUAAGUGCCUUUAUUAUUCACAAUAUUUUAAUUAGAAGGAUGUAAUUGAACACUAAAACAAAUUUUUUAAUUCCAAACAACUUUUCUUAAUAACAAUUUUCGAUAUUGUGAAAUGUAAUGGUACUUUACUCUUUAGUGAAAUUCAUAUUUUUUGACAUACCUCGUAUAACAUUAAUUAAAUUUGAUAUUUGAUGAUUCCAUCUUAGAUUAUAUACGAUGCAGAGUAUUUUAUAAAGAAUAACUUUUUUUCGUAAAACUGAUAAUAAAAAAGUUAUCAAUAGGUUCCAAGUUACGCAGACAUACUGUAUAAGAGCUAAAAAAAUUAUUUUUGCUGAACAUUUAUUAUUGGUGAAGCUUAUUAUUAAAUAUAUUUUAGGUAAGUUUUACAGAAAAAAGUUUUGCUCACAUUGUACAAACAUUUUUUUAGCUGGUAAUUUUCGGUUUUUGUAUUACAUUUUUUUUAACUUUCUUAAUUUUCUUAAAAAGAAAUAGUUUAUUUCAUUUCUAAAGUAAAAUAUUUAGUGCAUUUUAGAGAUUACAUCCUAAGCUUUAAAAAAGCACUUAUAAAACUGUAAUAGAUCUGUUCAAACUUGAGUAAUACCGUCUUAAAGUGGUGGCAAUUCUAUAAAACUACAAAGAUUUAAAAAAUUACAUUUUUUGAGACGUCAUAUCAUUUGAAUUAAAUUUUUGAGAUUUUUUUUUAAUGAGACAUCAUUUAGCAAGAUGCUUGAAAGGUAAGUUGUGCAAAACUGAGAGUUUUAUAAGAAAAACUGUAUUUGCAUUUUUAAAUCAUUUUUAAACAAAAUUCAUGUAAGGCUCACUUUCCGCCCACACCGUAGUUAUGCCCAUACAUUUUAUUUCUUUCUAUUAUAACCAUAAGAUAGCUUAAUUAUUCUUCUUUCACUUUCAAUUUGUAAAAUUUCAUUUGAUCCAUUAGUUAAAGAAUUACAUUAAAAUAACUCAACCUCCCAAGUAGCAAUUUUUCGACGCAUUGGUUGUCAGUACAAACAAAUGCACUGUCUACAACGUUGCCCGAGAGCAUUUUAAGUUGUUUCGGCCAACGUCCCCUACCCCGACUGACAUUACGAUGUUACAACCUGUAGUUAUACGGGCAACUAAUUUAUUACCAUUUUGACAACUACAUAUCACACUUCAGUUUUUUCAACAAUCGUAACGACUUAAAAAUGUUAUAAUGCUAAACUAAUUAUUAUAUAUUUUAUUUUGAUGGAAAUUUUCGAUUUAUUUAACAACCUGUUUAUUUGUUUUUUUAAUAGCUGGUUUCCAUUCCAUUGUUUUAUCAGUAGAUUUGAGAUUUGAUAACCAUCUUUGUAUAUGCUUUGGUAGACAGGGUUGCCAGGUCAGUUUUAACUCUUUCAGUAGUUUUGUUUUCACAAAAUCAGUAGAUUCUUUUUAGGCCAUGUAAAUAUACAGUAAUACAGUGAUAUGCACAUCCGUCCUAAAUGUCCCAAGAGCAAUUCCACAAAAUUGGAAACCUAAUUAUUCCAAACCACCAACUGGUAAUUAUCAUUUUUUAGCUAUAAAAUCUACUAAAUCAAAAACUAAAAUAUACUUAAGUAUUUUUGGGAUAUAUUUGGGAUUUUUUAUAAUAAAAACAACAGCUAACUUAAGGGGAUAGGCGCAAAAUGUCGUCUGUUAAAAUGCUCAAUGUAUUUUAAAUGUUUUCGUUUUUUGCGAAUCCUUAAGGCCGCGUCCCACCAUCAAACUGAAAGUGACAGUUAGUGACGUCACAUCCUGAGUGUUCAUUGUGGAUAAUAAUGAAAAAUUUUAAUUUUAAAUAAAGUACAAACAAGUUAGACAACUCAAUACAAAAAAUUUGAUCAAACUAGACUGAUAAUGAGAGCACAGAUUUUUAGCAUUUCAAGAAACUGCAAUUGUGACGUCACUUUGACGUACUUCCGGAGUUUGCUCAAACUGUUUGAUUAAAUUAUUUGAUGGUGGGACGCGGCCUUUAGAAAAGUAAUAAGUAUUUUUGAAAAAUUUAAACGCACAAAGAAAGAUUACGGUAUUACCGAGGACCGAAAGUCCCUGAAAACUUCUAUAAUGUUUAUUUUAAUACGUUACAGGGGUGAAAAAAAGAAAAAAUUUAGUGACUUUUAAUUCCAAAUAUCUCGUUCAAAAGAAACGUUUUGGUUUUUCUAAAUAAUGCAGUCUUUCAUUUUGCGUUUAAAUUUUUCAAAAAGACUCAUUAUAGUUUCCUCAUGAUUCGAAAAAAAUGGAUCAAAUUCUGUUGAAAUAUACCAAAAAUCUACUAAAAAAUAUUGCCUACUAAAAUUUUUUAAAAAAUAUCAAAAAUCUACCAAAAAAGUAGAAAUCUACUAAAUGUGGCAACGCUGUUAAUGAGAAUGAUACACUUUUGACACUGGUCACAUGACCUCUGUCACCCAAUAAGAGGGUGCGUUCUAAAAUGGUUUUGAUAGUCGGCGCGGCCGGGUUUGGUUGGCGAUUGGACUUCUAAGUUGUCUUAUCCGUCUAAGGUUGGUAAUUAGGUAUUUUUUUAGUAAUAUUGGUAAUAUUGUUUAAUGCGCCAUUUUGGUUUUACUUGAGAUUUUUGGGAUGUAAAGAAAAUGAAAACACAGAAUAUAAAAAAUGCAGGCAUUUUCUGAUAACUUUAAAAGCACCAUCAAUACAUUAAAUUUAUACAGAACAUCUUUAAUAUAAAUUUUGACUUUUAUAUUAAAAUUUGAUUUUUUAACUUUUCAUAUUUUUUGUCAAAAAUGUCAUAAAAAAAGCAGCGCGUGUGUUUUUUAAAGGUGAAAUAUCUAUAUUUGACGGUAAUCUGAGAUGCGUUUAUAAAUAUCACAUCAGGUAAUAAGUCCUUUAUGUAUUUAUAUCAUAUAAAUUUAAAUACCCAAUACGAUGUCAAAACAGUUUACUUUUUGGGUUUUGCAUUCACCAUACAGGUGUUAAAAAUAUAGGUAAAAAAACAUAACUAGUCUGACUCCUUGAGCAACCAUUGCACGCGCAGGUGCUUUUUAUAGUCGCUUCAGUUGUCUUAUGCAACGGUUACGAAACGAUGUUGUUUAAACAGGAGGUUGCCUAGGCAACGUCAAGACAACUCAAAAAUCGUCCACCAAAUCAGUGCAGAAUAGGGUCGUCUUUUAGGCAAUAACAAUGUUGUAAGAAAAUGUUGCCACGCAGUAGACAACGUUGUCGUGUCGACAAAUUGCUACUUGGGCAUGCACUUCGCCGUACGUUAGUUUACAGUGCGCCAAUGUUUAUGAGAAGGGUGACUUUAGCGUUAUAAUUAAGAAAUUAUAGAAGAUACAAAUUUAAUUUUAGAAAAUUCUUUAUAUAAGGUAUUUUUGGAAAAUUUUCUGAAUUUUUCAAUGGUCAAAUCAGUUUUUUUUUUAAAUUUAUAUUUUCGGAAUUAUUUAAAAAAACAUCUAAUUUCGUAGUUCAUUUGUUUAAUAAAAAAUGAAGCACCCACUUCUCGAGUAGAACUUUUUGAUAUGUUGUUUAUUAAACAAUUCUUAAUGAAAUUACAAAAAGUUCUAUCUUGUUUAAUUUUUUCCGAAGUGAAAAUCUAUAUGCACUCCCCUAUUAGAUCAAAACGAAACCGUCUAUUUUUAUUUGAUCCUAUCUUAUUUAAAAGUAAUUUUUUGUAUAUUAAUUUUAUUUAUUUAGUACUAUCGAAUAUACGACAGAAAACUCAUAAUUGAAUCUUAAUAUAUACAUUUACGAUUAUUAUAUUUAUUUUAAUUAAGAUAUUUAUCAAUUUAUUGUAUGUGACCAUUGCUGUGCAAUUAUUUUGGGUCUUUACACCGAAAUAUUUUUUGUAAAUGUUUGAUAUUUAUUAAGAAUACAUUAUAUAAAUUGUUGACAAUAUAAA